UUUUCAAAGGCCAAAGGAGAUAAAAUUCUAAAAGGGAAAUGGAAAGGGGGGACUAGGAGUUUCCCGGAUGGCGGUAUAAGUAGGAGGGUGUGGGAUAAGGAACCAUUUGGGCAACGAGUAUGGCUGAAGAAUUGAGGCAUAGUCCAGGAGGCAAGUCUGGGACGAGGACAAAGUCCCCUGCUCCUUUCCUGUUGAAGACCUACGAUCUGUUGGAAGGAGUUAUAGAUACGAGUAAUGGGGAUGGGGGGCAGAGAAUCGUGUCUUGGAAUGCAGAUGGAACAGGGUUUGUGGUAUGGUCCCCUGAUGAAUUUUCAGAGAUCAUGCUGCCUAGAUACUUCAAGCACAACAACUUCUCCAGCUUCGUUCGCCAACUCAAUACUUAUGGCUCUCUACAUUGCAUGAGACUGUCUUUCAAAACAUCAAGGGCAAUCAAAGCAGUGAGCUCUUGCUCUAGCUCUUCUGCAGAGGAAAAUUGGGAUUCAAGAAGAUAGCUUCCAAGAGAUGGGAAUUCCAGCAUGACAAGUUCCAGAGGGGAUGCAGGGACAUGCUUGCAGAGAUAACCCGGAAGAAGUGUGAGCCCAGCAUCUUCCCACCAUUCCUAAAGGCUUCCAAAGACAACACAGCAUCUUCUGCAGACCAAAAAAGCAAUUGCCUGUCACUCAUGGAGGAGAAUGAGAGCCUAAGAAGGCAAAAUUUGGAUUUGCAAAUGCAGAUAUCCCAGCUCAAAGCUCUGGAAAUGAAGCUCAUGGAUUGUCUUAAUGUCUCAAUUCAUGGGCACCACCACCCUCACAACAAACUUAGGAGGCUCUUCUAAUUUCUAACUCUCAAAUUGUGAAAGAAAUUGAGUGAUGCUGCUCGAAUGUAUUGGACUUGGACAUGAAAUUAAACUUUUGUAU
Messenger RNA from Vitis vinifera (wine grape), 896 nucleotides. RefSeq names its product heat stress transcription factor B-2a. Gene Ontology annotation, molecular function: RNA polymerase II cis-regulatory region sequence-specific DNA binding; DNA-binding transcription factor activity. The transcript is spliced from 3 exons. Gene Ontology annotation, biological process: regulation of transcription by RNA polymerase II. NCBI's taxonomy places the organism in Eukaryota, Viridiplantae, Streptophyta, Magnoliopsida, Vitales, Vitaceae. The record is from RefSeq and is a predicted model, not a curated record. The coding region runs from base 120 to 491 and encodes 123 amino acids. Gene Ontology annotation, cellular component: nucleus.